GCUCCGGCGUUCCGGCCCGACCAAGGCUCGGCACGGAGGCGACGGCGCACUGCUGUCUGACACCAGCCACCUCCGUGUGACACCAGCCACCUCCGUGUGACACCAGCCACCGCCGUGUGACACUGGCCACCGCCGUGUGACGCCGACCGCCUCUGUGCCUCAGGACAGGGGCUACGAUACGCUACUGGGUGCCUCGGUCGUCGACACAGCCCUGGAGCAGCGGGGAUAGGACAGCGUGGAAGCGCCCGUGGAGCGGGUCAGUUCUGAGCCGUUACAAGUGGCACCUGCGGACAAUUCUGGCGGGAUGAAGUGACCUAUAUUUCACUGCGUUGGCCCCUGAAGACACUGGCCCCUAAAGACACUUGUCGCUGGAGACACUUCACGCCGCCAGGGGACGAAGCGCAACGAGGACGAUCCGUGACCGGCUGCGCCGAGGCAGGUGGCCAACUGAUCUCCUGCUCAGGCAGAAGAGGCGGCCGACUUUCCAGCUCUGCACGACAGCUGGACGCUGGAUGGGCGUUACCAGCGGCGCGGGACCAAUGGAGCGGCGCUCUCAGCUGGUCACCCUCUGUCUGCUGCUGGGGUACCUGCCGCGCCCGUCGCAGUUUAUCUUCCCGCUGACCGGCCUGGGCUUGUGUCAGCCGCGGGUGACCGAGGUACAGCCCGGUCAGGCCGUCUACCUCAGCUCGGAGAACUACCCGCUGACGUACCCACGCGGCGCCUGCCAGCGGCACGUGUUCCGGCCGGCGCGCGCCAACACCUCGCUCUCGGCCGUCUGCACGGACGUCGACCUCGACUCGCUGGUGGUGCCGUGGCUGAACUGGCGCGUGUGGGGCGACUUCCUGGCCUUCCCGGGCCGGGGUACGGUCUACGGUCGCGAGUGGACACAGUGCGAGACGGCGCCGCUGCGGGUGGACGGCGCGCCUGGCCACGAACUGCCGCUCGAGUUCUCGGCCAACUACCUGCUGCAGAGGAGGGGGUACAACUGCGUGGUGCGAGCCAUAGAGGAGGACAGCCUGCUCAGCCGCCAGCUGGGUGCCCUCCGGCACAAGGAGAACAGAGACUGCGGUCGGCCGCGGGUGAAGAGGAUAAUUGACGGCAAGGAUGCUAAGCCAGGACAGUACCCGUUUCUGGUGUACACGGUCACACACACCUCCGACGACAGAAAGGUGUACUGCGCCGGCACGCUGCUGGACCAGCGGUUCAUCCUGACGGCGGCGCAUUGCCUGGACGGCGCAGUCUGGACGCACGUGACGCUGGGUGCCCAUGACGUCACCGCGGCCGAGGGCUCGUCGGUCGUCACCAACGCCACCCGGUUCCGGCAGCACUCACAGUGGAGCAUCCAGAAGUUCAACCGCGAGCACGACAUCGGUCUGAUCGAGUUGUCGAAGCCGGUCAAGUACACCCCUUACAUUCAGCCCAUCUGUCUGCCGUCUGUCCUGGAACUGGAGGAACAGUACGACAACCAGGAGGCCUACAUAGCCGGAUGGGGCAAAACGUACAAAAACCAGCAUGGUGGCAGCUUCAUACUGCAGUCUGGCAAGGUCCGGGUCCUGAGCAACUGCGAGUGCUACGCCAGCUGGCCAUACCACGUGACACCGCUUAAGAUCUGCAGCAAGCCGGGAUCGGGUAAACAGACGCACUGCUACGGCGACAGCGGCGGCCCUCUGAUGGUGCUGACCGGCGGCCGCUGGACCCAGAUCGGCAUCAGCAGCUUCACGGCCGCUAACCAGGCCUGCAACCCGGAGGCGCCGGCCGGCUACACCCGAGUCGGCCCCUACCUCAGCUGGAUCCAGGAGCACACCAAAAUCCCACUGCCCAUGCUGUGACGCCGGCGCUAGCGUCCUCUCUGAGGGCUGGCAGUGACGUAGCAAACGAGACGUUAGGUGGUGCUGCGGCGCGUACGUCGUCGCGGCAGGUGGCGCAGCUGUGGCUGGCUUGCAGGCUUAAGUCGCGUCGGUUGAGCUAUGUGCUCCGACGAUUGAGUCUGCUCUGGCCUGGCUUGUAUGGCCUGCGAUAUGGACAUGCAUAGAAUCAUUAGUCACUCUGAGUGCUAUUGCAGUGCUCAGGUAGUGGUGGCCAGACGCAGACUGUGCAAAUAUGUACCAAUGUUGUUUUUUUUUACAUGCCAUAUGAGCGCAAAGCUUCGAGUUUGGUCCUCGAAUAUGUGUUGCUAAAAUGUGUGAUUAGGCUCAAGGAACUGCAUAGGGUACAGUCGUUGUAAUUCCUUGUGCCUAUUUCCAGGGUGUUUUCAAAACCAAAUCACAGGGAGUAGUCACUUAAGUGUCCACAUUGUAAUAAAACGCCAUGAGGCAACUGUCAUAUCGUCAAACAUACAGCCAUUUGCGUGUUCGGGAUUUCUUAGA
Molecule: messenger RNA, 2366 nt
Organism: Pollicipes pollicipes
Lineage: Eukaryota; Metazoa; Arthropoda; Thecostraca; Pollicipedomorpha; Pollicipedidae
Product: chymotrypsin-like elastase family member 2A
Exons: 9
Coding region: 513-1829 (438 amino acids)
Biological process (GO): proteolysis
Molecular function (GO): serine-type endopeptidase activity
Source: RefSeq, a predicted model, not a curated record